GUCAUCGAAGCUGUCCGUGACACCGUCCAAGUCCGGGGCUCCGAGUCCAACCCUCGAACCAGGAUGAACAGGAGCAACACCGAGGUCGUCACAGCUCAUCCAACCUUGAAACCCAUCGCUCCCACGUCCCGCCGUUCACACUCGCAGGACUCCGGCAUGCAGACCCCCGACAAGAACAAGUCUACUGGUCGCGCACGCCCGGGCAAGAAGGGCUCGUCCCAUGCAGACGUUAUCGAUAGGUUGGAUUUCUCUGGCGUCGGCCCCAUGUUCCAUCAUGAUGGACCUUUCGACGCCUGCGCGCCCUCUCGUAACCGCCACCGGACAAAGGCUCCCAUGAUGGCGUGGAGUGCCGUGACCGACGCCGACAAGGAGGCGCUUGCCAAUGCCCAGGAAAUGCCUCGGGCGUACGAGUCGCCCUACCCGACGUCGCCUGACGUCUACGUGCCCUACGAGGCCCCGAAGAAGAAGUACGACGCCAUCGCAGAGGCUUGGGGAAUACACGAGCCUGAGCCGUUCGAAGACUUCUCCGCAGGUGGCGGCUCCUCCAGGAUCGGCAGCGAAGCGUACCCCUCGCGCAAUGGCACAUCGCGACGGCCCGCCGAGCGCGCCCAACGGGACAAGCAACGUGAGCGUACCAAGGAUGUGCGCCCCUCCGCCAAUCGCCAGCAGUCCAAGCGCGGCGCCCUACCUCCUCCCCAGCCAAUUUUUGUGCCGGAGGCGGAUGGGGAGCUUCCCGCUCAGGCUCAGGGCGAGCCUCCUUCGCCGACGACCGACGCCCCCAAGCGCUCCAAGUCUAUCAUCCGGCGCAUCCGCAAAAUGCGCGACUCGCCAAACAUCCCCCUGGGCGCCGACGAUGAAGGUGCCGGCCGCGACCCUUCUCCGACGUCGUCCGCAGAGAACACGGCGAUGACGACGCACUCGGCACCCGCCUACGCUACACGGCCUACACACCGUGCGCAGAACUCGCUGCUCGGGCGCUUCGGCCGCGCCGCCAAUCGCGACCUUUCGCCAGGCAGGGAUGACGGAGGCUAUGUGUACGUCGAGGACCCGCCCCCGAUGAACAAGGAGAAGUCGCUGCCUGCGACGCCCGGGCGUGGCGGGUACAGCCCUCCUGCCGAGAACGUGCCAGACUACUUUGAGCAUGCCGGGGGCGACGCCGCGGUGUCGCCCGGAGGGUCGAACCUGGGCCGGAAGACGAGCCUUAUGAAGAAGGUCAGGGGCGUCGUCAAG
Molecule: messenger RNA, 1230 nt
Organism: Postia placenta MAD-698-R-SB12
Lineage: Eukaryota; Fungi; Basidiomycota; Agaricomycetes; Polyporales; Adustoporiaceae
Exons: 3
Cellular component (GO): cytoplasm
Source: RefSeq, a predicted model, not a curated record